Messenger RNA from Podarcis raffonei (Aeolian wall lizard), 2968 nucleotides. RefSeq names its product zinc finger protein 501-like. NCBI's taxonomy places the organism in Eukaryota, Metazoa, Chordata, Lepidosauria, Squamata, Lacertidae. Gene Ontology annotation, molecular function: RNA polymerase II cis-regulatory region sequence-specific DNA binding; DNA-binding transcription factor activity, RNA polymerase II-specific. The transcript is spliced from 4 exons. The coding region runs from base 1 to 1566 and encodes 521 amino acids. Gene Ontology annotation, biological process: regulation of transcription by RNA polymerase II. The record is from RefSeq and is a predicted model, not a curated record.
AUGCACUCAGCAGGUGACAGAAUGAUGCCGGCAAAACCUCUUUAUCCGCCUUUUUGUGGGGGCAGAAGGGAAGCAGCGGCUGUGGAACCAGAUCAGGGGCCAGUGUGCUUUGAAGAUGUCGCUGUUCAUUUCACGGACGAGGAGUGGGCGUUGCUGGAUCCUGACCAGAGAGCUCUGCAUAAGGACGUCAUGGAGGAGAAUUGUGGGAUCGUGGCCUCUCUUGAUUGUGAUGAAUUGGAAAUUGAGAACAAAGGUGACCACAACAAAAUCCCCAGAAAGGAGAAGUCACAUAAAAAUUUGGAGUGUGGAGAAAGCUGCAGUCAGAGCUCCCAUUCCACUUCCCAUCAAAGAAAUCUCAUUGGAAAGAAGCCCUGUCAGUGCGUUGAAUGUGGAAAGAACUUCACUAAUAGCUCCGAUCUCACUUGCCAUCAAAGAAUUCAUACAGGGGAGAAACCCUAUAAGUGUGUGGUAUGUGGAAAGAGCUUCAGUAAGAGGUACAAUCUAACUUUCCAUCAAAGAAUUCAUACAGGGGAGAAACCCUAUCAGUGUGUGGAGUGUGGAAAGAGCUUCACUCAUACCUCCUCUCUAACUUCCCAUCAGAGAAUUCAUACAGGGGACAAACCCUAUCAGUGUGUGGAGUGUGGAAAGAGCUUCACUAAUAGCUCCGAUCUCACUUACCAUCAAAGAAUUCAUACAGGGAAGAAACCCUACCAGUGUGUGGAAUGUGGAAAGAGCUUCACAUGUAGCUCCUCUCUAACUUCCCAUCAGAGAAUUCAUACAGGGGAGAAACCCUAUCAGUGUGUGGUAUGUGGAAAGAGCUUCACUCAUAGCUCCUCUCUAAAUUCCCACCAGAGAAUUCAUACAGGGGAGAAACCCUAUCAGUGUUUGGAAUGUGGAAAGAGCUUCACUUAUAGCUUCUCUCUCACUUUGCAUCAAAGAAUUCAUACAGGGGAGAAACCCUAUCAGUGUGUGGUAUGUGGAAAGAGCUUCACUGCUGGCUCCUCUCUCACUUCCCAUCAGAGAAUUCAUACAGGGGACAAACCCUAUCAGUGCGUGGAAUGUGGAAAGAUCUUCACUGUUGGCUCCUCUCUCACUUCCCAUCAGAGAAUUCAUACAGGGGACAAACCCUAUCAGUGCGUGGAAUGUGGAAAGAGCUUCACAUGUAGCUCCUCUCUCAGUUCCCAUCAAAGAAUUCAUACAGGGGAGAAACCCUAUCAGUGCGUGGAAUGUGGAAAGAGCUUCAAUCAGAGCUCCUCUCUCAGUUCCCAUCAAAGAAUUCAUACAGGGGAGAAACCCUAUCAGUGCGUGGAAUGUGGAAAGAGCUUCAGUAAGAGCUCCAAUCUCACUUCCCAUCAAAGAAUUCAUACAGGGGAGAAACCCUAUCAGUGCGUGGAAUGUGGAAAGAGCUUCAGUAAGAGCUCCAAUCUCACUUCCCAUCAAAGAAUUCAUUCAAACGUCAGAAAAACCCUUCAUUAUAGACUUCCGGUUGGCUCGCCCGAUUAUGGCGGACAGGAGUUCUUUCGUGGAAAGGGCACCGGCGCUUCGAAGACAGGGGAGAGUCGCUAGAGCGCAGCGGCGCCCCGAAAAACCCUCAGAUUGAGCGUUCUGAGGACCUGGAGUUCCUGCAGGUGCCGGGAACGACUCCCCUGCUCCCCGUAAGCUCUAAAAAAGAGGGCUGAGUGAGAGCGGGGUUGGAGACAUUGGCACUAUUGAAACAAUUCGCUUCCUUCAAAGCGCGAAGCUCUGAGUCCUGCGAUUGUGAGCGGCCAAUUCCUCCAAGGGAAAAAAUUUUUUUGGACUAUCCCUCUUGGAAAUCGUGAGUAAAACGAUUUCAUUUGGAAUUUUGAAUUGGGAAGGAAAGGGAUUUAAAAACAGAGGUCAAUCCCUUUCACUGAAGUAAAAACGAAAGCAGCUAACGUUACCAAAAGCCGCAACUUUAGUCUCAUCUUUUAGAAACUUUCAAGUCUUUCCUAUAUCUCCCUUUCUAGCAGGGGGAAGGGGGGGAAAGACAAAAAACAAAUUUCCCUGCAGAAGAAUUAGGGAUUUUUCCUGAACUGUUGUAUCUUCUUUGUGGAAGCAGACCUCCCGGGUGAGGGGAGGCUAGACUCCAUUGUGACGCAACAAAGGGAAUGGAAGCUUUCAACUUUCGUUUUCCACUUUGGAAAAAUACAAAGUAACCACAGCCGCCAGAGCUCAACAAAUACCUGGAACUCUGCAACUAAGUUAAAGACUUGAAAUAAACUUUUGGGACUUGUUUAAAGGAGAAAAUAAAGACUUGUACUUAUAUUUACUAGAUUGAAAGACUGUGGUGAGCAAAGACUCUUACUCUGGAGUGGGGAUUUUUGCAGCUGGGAAACAGUCUGUUUAUCCUAUUGUCUCCCUCUUUUGACUGUAGCUGACCUGGGGGGGGGAAAUAAAACUAUGGUUGGGGGUGACAAAGGAGACAAGACAGAAAAGUCAGAGAGACUGGAAAGAACAAAAAUUAAACCAAGAAGAGAAUCUAGAACACCAACAUUUGAAGAAUCAGUAAUGCAACUUCUUCAGGAAAUUAAAACAGAAGUAAGAGGGAAUCAAAAAACCAUUCAAGAUUUGAGGAGUGACUUUUCUGAACUGAAAGAAGACCUGAAGACAAUGAGGUCCAACAUUACCUCACAUGAGGAAAGAAUUACACAACUGGAAACAGUAAAAAUUCGGGAUUUAGAGACUGUCUAGCAGCAGGCGUUAAAUUUGAUUGCGUUUUUGGAAUUAAAGGAGAAGGAGGCUCAUCUGAGACUGAGGGGAGUGGUCCAGAAGGAACAGGAUAACUUGAAGGGUUGGCUCAUUGAGGAAUUUUCAACUUACUGGGAGAUCUCAAAAGAAGAAUUGAAUUUGUGGAUUGAUAAAGCAUAUAGAUUUGGUCCUAAAAAAGAUUCUAAAAUCACACAUGACUGUAUGGUGAUUUUUAAAACAAAGGAACAAAGAGACAUGA